Molecule: messenger RNA, 1817 nt
Organism: Xenopus laevis (African clawed frog)
Lineage: Eukaryota; Metazoa; Chordata; Amphibia; Anura; Pipidae
Gene: dnpep.S
Product: aspartyl aminopeptidase S homeolog
Exons: 16
Coding region: 252-1691 (479 amino acids)
Biological process (GO): proteolysis
Cellular component (GO): cytoplasm
Molecular function (GO): aminopeptidase activity; zinc ion binding
Source: RefSeq, a predicted model, not a curated record
AGAUGGCAGCAAGCACAAGCAUUAAGCAGCACCGUUUGGGCAAGAGGGGCUGGGAGGAGUUUGGCUACCCUGAUCUACAGCCUCCCAGCCUCUAGAGGACCCCCAAGUACCGGCAACUCGGUAGCAGGCAUGUGCCUUCCUUUGGGUGGAAAGUCAGUGCACGAGACUGUGCGUGAAUCUAGGAAGUGAGGAAUCAGCAGACAAACAGACAGACAUACAGACAGGCAGCUGAUCGAUCCAUUACAAUAAAAAUGCAGGCAGCCGCAAUGAAAGGGACGCGGGGCGAGGCACAAGCUGCAGCCAAAGAGUUUAUAAAGUUCCUGAAUCGAGGCGUCUCUCCUUAUCACGUGGUCGAGGAGUGUAAGUCUCGCCUCCUACAGGCUGGUUUCUUGGAGCUGAAGGAAGCAGAACACUGGGACAUUAAACCCAACCACAAGUACUUUGUGACCCGAAACUACUCCACUUUGGUGGCAUUUGCAGUGGGUGGACAUUACCAACAGGGGAAUGGAUUUACCUUAAUUGGAGCUCAUACGGACAGUCCAUGUCUAAGGGUAAAGCGCCGUUCCCGCCGGGGCCAAACUGGGUACUUACAGGUUGGCGUUGAGUGUUAUGGAGGCGGAAUCUGGAGCACAUGGUUUGAUCGGGAUCUGACUGUGGCUGGGAGAGUGAUCCUGAAGGACGGGCACCACCUGCAGCAUCGACUGGUACAUAUAGAUCGUCCGAUUCUGAGGAUCCCACAUCUGGCCAUUCAUCUGCAGAGGACUGUAAAUGAAAGCUUUGGGCCCAACACUGAACAACAACUACUUCCUAUUCUUGCAUCUGCAGUACAGGAAAGUCUGGAAAAGGAGACUUUAGAUUCUGGAAUCUCUUGCCCUUCUGCUCCAGGAAGCAACACCCUGGCUGAUAGGCAUCACCCUUUGCUGCUUACUCUCUUGUGUGACAAACUAGGAGUCAAACCUGAGCAAAUACUGGAGAUGGAGCUCUGUCUGACUGACACCCAACCUGCGACCCUAGGCGGUGCCUAUGAAGAGUUCAUUUUUGGGCCCCGCUUGGAUAAUCUGCACAGCUGUUACUGUGCUCUACAGGCUCUGCUGGGUUCCUGUGAAUCUUCAAGCUCUCUUGCCAAUGACCCCAAUGUCAGAAUGAUCACCUUGUAUGACAAUGAAGAGGUAGGCUCUGGAAGUGCCCAAGGGGCAGAGUCUCUACUAACAGAAUUGAUUCUGCGCCGCAUCUCCUGCACACCCCAUAAUCUCACUGCAUUUGAGGAGUCUGUACCCAAGUCGUUUAUGAUCAGCGCUGAUAUGGCUCAUGCCGUGCACCCAAACUACAUGGAUAAACAUGAAGAGAAUCAUAGGCCGCUCUUCCAUAAGGGUCCAGUCAUCAAAGUGAACAGCAAUCAGCGCUAUGCCUCUACAGCAGUGACUGAGGCUGUGCUGAGAGAGAUUGCUGGCUGUGUUGGGGUCCCCCUUCAGGAAUUCAUGGUGAGAAAUGAUGUGCCGUGUGGUACAACAAUUGGGCCUAUUCUGGCAUGCAAACUGGGCCUGCGAGUGCUGGACCUGGGUUCUCCCCAGCUGGCUAUGCACUCAGUUCGGGAGAUGUGCUGCACCUCAGGGGUCCUGCAGACCUCCACCUUGUUCCAGGCUUUCUUUGAGCAGUAUCCCGUGGUGAACGACAGCUUGUUGGUAGACUGACACCCCUCUUCUAAUUGCAGCACUUAAACUGAGCCUUCCACCAAUUCAAACUAUCCUUGUCACUUGGUGGGUGGAGUUUGUAUAAAGGCAGCACCAGCAUCCCUAAAAUAAAAAGUAUUCUUUAAA